UCUCUCUCCUCUCUCUGUCUCGGUGUCUCUGCACUGCAGCAGACUCUGCGAUCUGACACCGCCGACAGCUCCCGGCACUCAUGUUCCUGGCCUUCCCCGGGUGGGGGUGGGGGGCUGUCCCCUGCCUUGCCCAUGUUUGGCGAGCCCGACCCUCCCCGCCGCGCACCAGCAGGUUUGCAGGCUGAUAGUCUCUCCCCACCCCCCACCCCAUCAUUUUCUCAAAGUCUGGCAGAUGAAAAGUCUCCGCUGCUUACGAAACCGGCCCGGGGUUUUUCCUACUUAGGGAUAGCAAGGGGAUCCUUAUGCAGCACCACGUGAAAUGAACAAAACUCCACAGCCCUCAGGAGGAACCCCAUCAGCCCCACACCCCUCCCCUUCUCCUGGACUUCCACAGCAGUCAGCAUUUCCUCCUGGCCAGACGGCACCUGUGGUUUUUAACCCAGCGCAAGCUACCCAAAUGAAUACGCCUUCCCAGCCUCGACAGCAUUUCUACCAGAGCAGGGCCCAGCCUCCGACAAGUGCUUCCCGGGUGCAGAGUAACGCGUCGGCUCGGCCUGGCCCACCCACUCAUGUUUAUCCAGCUGCUUCCCAGGUGAUGAUGAUCCCCUCACAGAUCUCCUACCCUGCUUCGCAAGGCGCCUACUACAUCCCCGGACAGGGCCGCUCCACGUACGUUGUUCCGCCUCAGCAAUAUCCUGUCCAGCCCGGUGCCCCCAGCUUUUACCCUGGAGCCAGCCCCACAGAAUUCAGCACCUAUGCUGGUGCCUAUUAUCCUGCCCAGAGCAUGCAACAGUUCCCGACUACCCAGGUUGUGAUUCCACCCAUUCCGCCAAAGCGAGAGCGCAAGACGAUCCGAAUACGAGAUCCAAAUCAGGGCGGCAAGGAUAUCACAGAGGAAAUAAUGUCUGGAGCUAGAACUUCUUCUACCCCCACUCCUCCACAGGCCGGAAGCGGUCCAGAGCCCCAGGCCAACGGAGAGACACCCCAUGUAGCUGUUAUUGUCCGGCCAGAUGAUCGCCCCAAGACCGGCCCAUUAGUAAGUAAACCGGUUCCCUUGGAGGCUAGUAAAUCUGCGUCCCCGUCUCCCCCGCCGCCCCUCAUCCCGGAGGUGGAGGCUGUGCUGCCGGCUGACGUGAUGCUGGUGCGCCCAGAGAGCCCCGUGGCAGUGGACACUACAGAGGAGCCGCCGGAGAUCCCCACGGAUAUCCUCGAGCCCGUUAGCGCCACCACUACAGUGCCAGGGGGCCCCGUGCUCCCUCCGGAAGUCCCCGACCUGGACACAGAGACUCAGGAGGAGGCAGCUGCUAGCCCAAUUUUGGAGCUUCCUUCCCAGCCCGAAAUGCCGACGGAGGAAGAGGUGGCGCCGUCGGAGACAGUGACUACCCAGCAGGAGGCGCCUCAGUCCGAGGAGCAUCCUGUCACGCUGCCGGCCGGCCCCCCGACCCCGCCACCAUCGCUGGAGGAAGCUUCCGAGGGGCCGAUGGAGUCCAAUGGAGUGUUGGAGGAGGAAACGCCAGAGCCCACGCCGGCGGACGUCCCGCCCCAGCCAGAUUCAGCCGUGGAGUCCCCCAUCGCUCAGCCCGAGGAGCUGGCCGUGCCUUACGGGCUGGGGGUCUCGGGCCAGCAGGAGGCCAGCGAGCCCGAGGAGCAGCCCGAAUCGGACGUCAGCCCCAUCUCCGAGCCCGAGGAGGUGAAGGCCGAGGAGGAGGUGGCCCCGCUGGCCACGCCUCCUGCCGAAGAGGAGGAGCCCGAGCAAGAGGAAGAAGAGGAGGAGGAAUGCGAGGAGCUGGCCGAGAUGCCAGAGCAGAGUGCCCAGCCGGCAGCUGUGCCGCUGGAGGCCGAGGAGGUGACCACGCAAGUGGCCAUAUCAGUGCCAAAGAAGAAGCGAAAGUUGAAGGACCUGAACAAGAAGGAGGCCGUGGGAGACCUGCUGGAUGCGUUCAAAGAGGUCAGUGAGGGGGGCUCUGAGACGGAGAACAAGCCCCCUGUGCCAGCCCCGGAGCCCGAGGAGCCUGCCCCGGUGCGCUCCCCGGAGGAGGCCGAGGAGACCUGGGAAGAGAAGGAGGAUAAACUAGACCCCGAGAAGGUCAAGCAGGCGGACCAGAAGUACGGCUACAAGGAAGAGCAGUGGAAGCCCCUGAACCCGGAGGAGAAGAAGAGCUAUGACCGGGAGUUCCUGCUGGGUUUCCAGUUCAUCUUUGCUAGCAUGCAGAAGCCCGAAGGGUUGCCCCAUAUCACUGAGGUGGUCCUGGAAAAGGUAAAUAAAAUGCCCCUCCGACCUCUGGAUCCUGUGCGCCUGAACACCAUGAAUUGUGGACCGGACUUCACGCCCUCCUUCGCCAAUCUGGGCCGCCCAGCCCCGCCCAACCGUGGACCACCUGCAGGGCCAGGACCGCGCCGUUCCCAGCAAAGCCAGCGGAAAGAGUUCCGGAAGAUUAUCCCCAACGUGUCUCUGAACGAAGACGUCAAGCUCAACAAGGCUGAGAAAGCCUGGAAGCCCAGCAGCAAGCGAGCCAGCGAGCCGGAGGAUCCCGAAAACGUCAAAACCCAGGAGCUGUUCCGGCGUGUGCGCAGCAUUCUGAACAAGCUGACACCGCAGAUGUUCCAGCAGCUGAUGAAGCAGGUGACAGAGCUGUCCAUUGACACAGAGGAGCGCCUCAAGGGCGUCAUUGACCUCAUCUUUGAGAAGGCCAUCUCCGAGCCAAACUUCUCCGUUGCCUAUGCCAACAUGUGCCGUUGCCUUAUGGGGCUGAAAGUCCCCACUACUGACAAACCGACCGUGAUGGUCAACUUCCGCAAGGUACUCCUGAACCGGUGCCAGAAAGAGUUUGAGAAAGACAAAGACGACGACGAGAUUUUUGAGAAGAAGCAGAAGGAGAUGGACGAGGCUGGUGUGAGUUGUGAGAGAGCCCGCCUGAAGGAAGAGCUGGACGACGCCCGGGACAAGGCCCGCCGGCGCUCCCUGGGCAACAUCAAGUUUAUCGGGGAGCUCUUCAAGCUGAAGAUGCUGACGGAAGCCAUCAUGCACGACUGCGUGGUGAAGCUGCUCAAAAACCACGACGAGGAGUCGCUGGAGUGCUUGUGCCGGCUGCUCACCACCAUCGGCAAAGACCUGGACUUCGAAAAAGCCAAGCCUCGAAUGGACCAGUACUUCAACCAGAUGGAGAAGAUCAUUAAGGAGAAGAAGACGUCCUCACGUAUCCGCUUCAUGCUGCAGGAUGUGAUUGACCUCAGACGGAACACCUGGGUGCCAAGGAGAGGGGACCAGGGUCCCAAGACCAUUGACCAGAUCCACAAGGAAGCGGAGAUGGAGGAGCACCGUGAGCACAUUAAAGUGCAGCAACUGAUGUCCAAGCAGGAUAAGAGGAGAGGGCCUCCGGGCCCAUCAUCCGCAGGUGGGCGAGGGAGCCUCGUUUCAGAUGACGGCUGGAACACCGUUCCCAUCAGCAAGGGCAACAGACCGAUUGACACCAGCAGGAUCACCAAGAUCACCAAGCCUGGUUCAAUCGAUACCAACAACCAGCUCUUUGCGCCUGGUGGGCGUCUGAGCUGGGGGAAAGGCAGCAGCGGUGGUUCGGGUGCCAAGCCUGCUGAACCAGCGUCGGACUCCAGCCGACCAGCCACGAGUACCUUGAAUCGCUUCUCAGCCUUACAACAGUCAGCUCCAGGAGAGAGCCAGGACGUUCGGCGGGUGGUGCAAAGAAACAGCAGCAGCCGCGACCGCUCUGACAAGGGCAACGAGCGAGGAGACCGCCUGGAGCGCGAGCGGCCAGAGAGGGGGGACCGCCUGGAGCGAUCGGAGAGGCCGGAGCGGUCUGACCGAAACAGGGGCCCCAUCACCAAGCGCAGCUUCAGCAAAGAGAUGGAUGACAGGAGUCGGGAGCGCGAACGGCAAGGCGUCCUCGAGAGCGUGCGCAAAGUGGCCAGCAUGACGGAGGAGCGGGACCGAAGCAGGGAGCCACCAAAGCGUGAACCCGUAGCCCCAGAGCCUCCCGCCAAACCGGCCUUGUCUGAAGAAGAGCUGGGGAAGAAAGCCAGAGCCAUCAUUGAGGAGUACCUGCACAUCAACGACAUGAAGGAGGCUCUGCAGUGCGUACAGGAGCUGGGCUGCUCCUCUCAGCUCUACAUCUUCGUCCGGAACGGCAUCGAGUCCACGCUGGAGCGGAGCACCAUCGCCCGCGAGCACAUGGGGCUGCUGCUCUACCAGCUGGUCAAGGGAGGCGGCCUCUCCAAGGAGCAGUACUACAAAGGGCUGCAUGAGAUCUUGGAGAUCGGGGAGGACAUGGAGAUUGAUAUCCCCCACAUCUGGCUGUACCUAGCGGAGAUCAUCACGCCCAUCCUGAAAGAAGACGGCAUCCCCAUGGAGGAGCUGUUCAGGGAGAUCGCCAAGCCUUUGGUACCGAUUGGCAAGGCCACAACUCUGCUGCUGGAGAUCCUGGGCCUGCUUUGCAAAGGGAUGAGCCACAAGAAGGCGGGGACCCUGUGGAGAGAAGGGGGCCUGAGCUGGAAGGAGUUCCUUCCGGAGGACCAGGACAUCAAUAAGUUCAUCACGGAGCAGAAAGUGGAGUACACCAUGGGUGACAGUUCAGACGCACCCAGCCGCAAGGAGCUCACCUCCGAAGAGCUGUGCAAGCAGCUAGACAAGCUAUUGAAAGAGAAUGCAAAUAACCAAAGAAUAUACGACUGGAUCGAGGCCAACCUGAGUGAUCAGCAGAUCUCAUCCAAUAUGUUCGUCAGGGCCCUGAUGACAUCGGUGUGCCAUUCGGCUGUUGUCUUCGAGAAUCCGUACCGGAUGGACAGUCCUGUGAUAAAGAGCCGAGCCAAGCUGCUGCAGAAAUACCUGAGUGAUGAAGAUAAGGAGCUGCAGGCGCUCUACGCGUUACAGGCCCUCGUGGUGAAGCUGGACCAGCCGGCAAAUCUUCUCCGAAUGUUCUUCGAUGCCUUGUACGACGAGGACGUGGUGAAAGAGGAGGCCUUCUACAAGUGGGAGUCGAGCAAAGACGCCGCCGAGCAGCAGGGCAAGGGCGUCGCCCUCAAGUCGGUCACGGCCUUUUACACUUGGUUGCGCGAAGCGGAGGACGAAUCGGACAACAACUGAGCUCCCCUCCCCCCCACGUGGGGAGGGGGCGGGCUGAGCCUGCCAGGCUGCCCUGCCCCCUCCCCGGAGCCUUGGACUCCUUUGGGGUGGCGGUGUGGGGAAGGAUACGCAGGACUUUGAGUACCGCCGUCCACACACCUCCGCCCUCACCCUCACCCUGGACUUCUUUUCCUUUUUCCUUAUUUUUUUUUUGGUUGGGAUUUUUUGUUUUUUGUUUUAACAGCCUGUAUUGGUUUGUGUCUGACGAUAAUAAAUUGAUGCUGAAGGAGGUAGGUGUCGCUGUGGGCACUCCGCUCAGCCCCCUGGGCCAGCGCCCCGGGCACCCGGAUGAUUUUAAUGAGCGGGGGCCCAACUCUGGCAGGUGCAAAGCGCCCGAAACACAUGUCUGUGGCGGAGGGGGGGGGGCGGGGAGCCCGAUGCCACUGCUCCCCCCGUCUCCCCCCUCCCAGUUAUUGCUGAAAUAUAGAGAGAUUAUAUAAAUAUAUAUAUAAAAUAUAAAUAUAGACUUAUUAAAUCUUUUGAGAGGAUAGGACUUUGCUGUCCGCAAACUUUGCCCUCCUGUACCCGACGCUUCAACCCCACACACCCCCUUGGAUCACCGCCUGGAAUUACGCAAAACCUCUUGAUGGAUUUUUUUUUUUUGAGAGAGAGAGAGAGAAAGAGAGAGAAUCACUUCGAAAACCCACCUCGCUUGGGAGUCGUUGGAGUGGCGCCGGUGGAGGAAUGGGUGGGGGUGGGGGUGCAGUUCCGGGGGUCGUCCCCCCCCCCCGGCCCCCUCCAAUCAGUGCUCCGUUGGAUCCUUGAGCCUCCCGGCUUAAGCCCACCGCCUUCCCUACAUGCCCCCACACUGAGGCCACGGUUGUGCGAUCCGCUUCGUCUGUGCUGGAUGGUUCAAGGAGCUGCGCUUGUAAUUAAAAUAAAGUGGCGAGGGUGGGAAACACAAGCAAAAAUGAAACGAGGAUUCAAUUACCGGUCACAUGAAUUUGUAAAUAUUUUUUCUUUUCUUUUCUUCUUUUUUUUCCUUUUCUUUAUGGAGUAUUUAAUUGAAGAUUCAAAAGCAUCUUUUCACCGUAAACUGGAAAUAAAAAAAGAGAACGUUGCUAAAUGAAA
Molecule: messenger RNA, 6208 nt
Organism: Elgaria multicarinata webbii
Lineage: Eukaryota; Metazoa; Chordata; Lepidosauria; Squamata; Anguidae
Gene: EIF4G1
Product: eukaryotic translation initiation factor 4 gamma 1
Exons: 32
Coding region: 320-5098 (1592 amino acids)
Cellular component (GO): eukaryotic translation initiation factor 4F complex
Molecular function (GO): protein binding; translation initiation factor activity; mRNA binding
Source: RefSeq, a predicted model, not a curated record